CCUGCCCAGUCACUCCCUCUCAGCCGUUCGUGGGGGCCCUUCCCGGAGGAGGAGCGGGCCUUAGGGGUGCAGGAGCCACGGCCGGGGGAGAGGGCAAGCGCGGCCAAGAGGGAGGAGCUGACCCGAUCGCGCGGGAGCACUGGACGCCCGCGGGGAAGCAGGAACCCUGUCUGCCAGAAACUGGGGCCUGGUCCUUGGGAAAUGUGCGGGUUGGAGGGGCUGAGGGGUAGUUGUGCGGUGGCAGGGAGCUCCCUGUGGGGGGCCGGGGAUGGGCCCUGACCGGCGCCGGGCCCGGUCAGGCUCAGGCCAGGCUGGAAAGCUGCAGUCUUCUAGUUUGGAGGGGAGAACCGUGGCUAUCCGCUGACGGCAGGGCGAUGCCCCGGGACAGAGGUGUUGUCAGGGCACCAAUUACAAUGGGAGAUGACGCCGUCACCCAAGCCGAAAUGUUCUGUUUUUUUGACCACUGCUUCUUUUACCUUAUUCGUGCAAAAUGGGAAAUCGUUUGCAGAAACAACUUUGACUUCUUAAUUACUGUCAGGACCCCCUGUAAGCUCACACAUCUCUGCUCCAGGGCCAGGUCGGCAGAAGUUUGGGAAAGUGGAGGGCUGCUGCUAUUUUUAGAAAGAAGAAACAUGGAAAGUGGUGCAGUUUUGCUGGAAUCCAAAUCCUCACCGGUUAAUCUUCUGCAUGAAAUGCACCAACUACGCCUUCUGGGUCACCUGUGUGACGUGACUGUCAGCGUGGAGUACCAGGGCAUCCGCAAAGAAUUCAUGGCCCAUAAGGCAGUGCUGGCAGCCACCAGCAAAUUUUUUAAGGAAAUGUUCCUCAAUGAGAAGACUGUGGAUGGCAGUAGGACUAACGUUUACUUAAAUGAAGUGCAAGUUGUUGACUUUGCUUCAUUUCUUGAGUUUGUUUACACCGCAAAGGUACAGGUAGAAGAAGAUCGGGUACAGCGAAUGCUGGAAAUAGCUGAAAAGCUAAAAUGUUUAGACUUAUCAGAAACUUGUUUUCAGUUAAAGAAACAGAUGUUAGAGUCGGUACUUUUGGAGUUGCAGAGUUUCUCUGAGUCUCAGGAGGUGGAAGGGAGCAGUAGCUACCAAGGCAGUGUUACUCCUGAUACUGUGCCAAGUGUGGCUGCGGACAGUCCUCUUGCCAAUGGCCUUAUGGACUCCUCAGACCCCCUAGUGCAGAGAAUCAGCAAUGGCAUGUUGCCAGAUAUGCCACCAAGGAAGUCCAAGGAGAAACCAGACAAGAAGAAAGAUGUAGUUAAGACUUCCUACCCUAAAAUCAGAAGAGCUAGUGGAAGGCUGGCUGGCAGAAAGGUAUUUGUGGAAAUUCCUAAAAAGAAAUAUACAAGAAGACUCCGAGAACAGCAGAAAAGUGCUGAGGAUGAUGUGGGGGACUACAGGUGGCCACAAGAACCCAGCCCAGACACUAUGGGUACAGAGAUGGAGCUGGUAACAAAAAAUGAAGAUUUCAGUGCUAAAAUGGAGGUGGGGGAGGUGCUGCAGAAGGCAAGACAUAGGGAGGAGGAGAAUGAGGAGGGUGAGGAGGAGAAGAGGAGGAGCAACUUUAAGUGCACUAUCUGUGAAAAGGCCUUUUUGUAUGAAAAGAGCUUCCUGAAGCACAUCAGGCACUACCACGGAGUGGCCACUGAGGUGGUUCACCGGUGUGAUACCUGCAGCCAGACCUUUGCCAACCGCUGCAACCUGAAGAGCCACCAGCGUCACGUACACAGUAGUGAGCGCCACUUCCCAUGUGAGUUCUGUGGGAAGAAAUUCAAGAGGAAGAAGGAUGUCAAGCGGCAUGUGGUACAGGUCCAUGAGGGAGGUGGUGAGCGGCACCACUGCCAGCAGUGUGGCAAGGGCCUGAGUUCUAAGACGGCCCUACGGCUCCAUGAGCGGACACACACAGGCCACAAGCCCUACAGCUGCACUGAGUGUGAGGCCAAGUUCUCACAGCCCUCAGCACUGAAGACCCACAUGAGAAUUCAUACAGGGGAAAAACCUUUUGUCUGUGAUGAAUGUGGUGCAAGAUUCACUCAGAACCACAUGCUGAUAUAUCAUAAAAGGUGUCACACAGGUGAAAGACCUUUUAUGUGUGAAACAUGUGGCAAGAGUUUUGCUUCUAAGGAGUAUUUAAAACAUCACAAUAGAAUCCAUACUGGAUCCAAACCCUUUAAAUGUGAAGUUUGUUUCAGGACUUUUGCUCAGCGGAAUUCACUUUACCAGCAUAUUAAAGUCCACACAGGAGAACGUCCCUAUUGUUGCGACCAGUGUGGUAAGCAGUUCACCCAGCUCAAUGCUCUCCAGCGCCACCAUCGGAUCCACACAGGAGAGAAACCAUUCAUGUGUAAUGCAUGUGGACGGACCUUUACUGACAAGUCCACUCUCCGGCGGCACACCUCAGUACAUGAUAAGAAUACGCCAUGGAAGUCUUUCCUUGUUAUUGUAGAUGGCUCACCCAAGAAUGAUGAAGGGCAUAAAACUGAACAGCCUGAUGAAGAAUAUGCAUCAUCCAAACUUUCAGAUAAAUUGCUGUCUUUUGCAGAAAAUAACCACUUUCACAACCUGGCCACAGUCCAAGGCAGCGUAUCUACUGUACAUGAGAGUAGUUCUGUAGACACAGCCUGCAAGUCAGAUAAUUCUGUGGUGCCCCAGGAUGCUCUGCUGGCCACCACCAUCAGUGAGCUUAGUGAGCUUACUCCACAGACACAUCUGAUACCCACACAACUUCACUCUUUGACCAAUAUGGAGUAAGAGCUGGCAAUUACCUGCCAGGCAGGUCCCAUCCUGCACCUUGUGUAAUAGUGUAUGCAAGAUGAUGUCAGGAGCUAAGAAACAGGCAAAGAAUUGGGCAAGAAUGGCUUCUGAUUUUCCUAAAUUUUGAUAACUUGCACGUUUUUAUCAAAACAUUUUUAAAGCUUUCCCUUAAAAAUCCUUAUCUGCACGAUCCCAGCUACACUUUAUCAACACAUAAGGCAAUUAAUAUAACCUCACCUAAUUCUGUUGUAGGCUGCUACAUGCAUUAAUCAUUUUAAUGCUUGAGUACCUUGAUGUUUGUUAAGUUUAGACAACUACCUUAAUAAUAGAGUACACAAGAUAUUUUUCUAAAAAGCUGAAAUAAAACUGGGGCCAUGUAUUGUUUCUUUCCUGUCGAAUUGAAGCAAAUCAGAUUUGCUGAAGGGACCCUUGAAUGGGACUGAAGAAAUGAAUUACUGAAUUCAUUUCCUUCCACUCCCUUACACCCACACUAAAAAAGGAAUGACACUUGCAAACAGCUUAGUAUAACCCCUAAUCACAACACAUACACAGCUAGGAAAUUUGUCAUAAAAUAGCUUUUGAAAUGAGAUGUGGCUGUUCAGUUUCAUUCCUAAAAACCUAAUAAGGUAAAAUCUGUCCUACCAAAGAUUUUAGUAGCAACCUAUAGUUUUUGUUUUGUUUUGCAAAAAGGUGUGAAAAAUUAAGCCACAGGGUUUAAAACACUUGAAACUGUGUUUUUAUUUUACUGACCAGUAGCAAUGAGGUGAUUAUGGCAAACCUUAGAGCAGAGUAAUUAGUAUUUCUGUCUUUUCUGACUUAAUUUCUGUAACUUUCAGAAACCCAAACUUACACAUUUGUUUACUUAGGAACAUGAGAGAAUACAGCCAAGGGACCAAAAGCCUUGGCACACAUCAUUGAUUAUGCCUUAAAAGUAGAUUGUAGAGAACCAAUAAUUUGUCGUAAAUGCCCCUUUGGCUGUGUUAUGCUGGAGUUAAUGAAUUUGCAAUGAAAGGAUAAUUCUGCUGUAUUUACUAAGCUUGAUUCAUGGUUCCAGUGGCUUUUGUAUGUAGUUGUGACUCAUAAGUAACCCUAAACAUAUUUAUUUAAAGACAGCCUUAAAAGGGAAUUCUGUUGACAGUUUUUCUACAUUUUAAUUUAUUAACUUACUGUGAAAACACUUUCAUUUCUAAGAGAAAGAACUUAUCCAUAAGUUCCAGGAUGAAGACAUGGCUAUACCAUUCCAGAAACAUUAAUGAGGGAAAACUUUCUUCCUAUGUGCUUAUUUUGUUCUAGUUUAUAACAUGUUACAUACUAAAGCCACUAUAAGGUGUGUUUUAGGUGCUGAUAACAUGUUUCACACCUGCUCUUAAAGAACAGUGGUACUGAACUAGUUCAAAUUCAAUUAUGACAAUAUAUCCUAACUAGGUUACAGAACAACAACAAACAGUGACAGUUACAUAGCCAUUUUAUUCUUGGUAAGAAUGAACCUGCCUAACUGAUGUACUGUUUCAUGGAGUAAAGUCAUCUUAAUGAGAAGGAAUUUAAAUAAUAGAUUAUUUUGUUACCUACUAGAUGCAUUUUUGUCAUAAAAUUUUCUUUAGAAAUUCUAUAAAAAGUCAUUUAAUGUGUUAAUAAAUGUUUGUAAAAUAGUUUUGCAAGUUUUUUCCCUGUUAUUAGAAUUUAGGCUCUGUAGAUUGAAACAAGUAUAAUUUUCUUAAUUUCAUGGAUAAGGAAGUUUAAAAUCAAGACUGUAGUCCUAGGAAUAAUCUCUUUAGUUUUAACUAUGUGAACUGCACACUUAUUCUUUAGAAGUAAAAGGCCUAGUGAUAAGUAACACUAACCUUUACUUGUAUAGAAGUAACCUGUGCAGCUGUUGCUGUGGAAUGUGUAAGUGGACUGGUUUUUUCAAUGUCGUGUUUAAGAUUGCAUCAUAUAGAAGACUUAUUUCUCCAGUUUAUCUAUUUCUUUGCUUCCUGGGAAGGUAAAGCUGCCUCUGAGAAUAGAAGUCUGUUAACCUUAUGGAAGACUCAUCAUUGAGGGGUUUGUGGGGCAUCUCCUCCUAUCUCUCUUAGUCCAAGUACAGUCUCCCUGAGGGAAAGCAACCUAUCGUAUCACUAUGUCAGUCCUAAAUCCAUGACUGGGAAAGUGCCCUUGGUGCUGGCUGCUUCUCCUAGAGCCUCAGAAAAGGCAGUUAAGGGAGUGAUUUAGUGCCUUUCAACCAUAGUAUGGGAACUAGUCUCAGCCUGAACUCCAAAGAUCUCUGCUGAUUUUAGUUUUACCAAAAUUUUUGUUUUACACUUUGGGAAAAAAUGGACCAUGUGGUGGGAGAAGACCUUUAUUGAAGGUAAUUUUAACAAAUGUGGUUUUGCUAUGAAAUCCGAUAAUCCAAACCAACAAAUUUGAUGGUAAGUUACAACUUCGUUGUAACUUGUUAAAUUUAUACCUUAUCACACAGGGACAUUUUUUGAGACCAAUGAGUGGUCAUCCCUUUAAUUAAACUUGACAGUGUGAAA
This is a messenger RNA of Phyllostomus discolor (pale spear-nosed bat), 5275 nucleotides long. It is a transcript of the gene GZF1, whose product is annotated as GDNF inducible zinc finger protein 1. Gene Ontology annotation, cellular component: nucleus. The transcript has 6 exons. The record is from RefSeq and is a predicted model, not a curated record. Gene Ontology annotation, molecular function: DNA-binding transcription factor activity, RNA polymerase II-specific; protein binding; RNA polymerase II cis-regulatory region sequence-specific DNA binding. Bases 375 to 2759 code for a protein of 794 amino acids. Gene Ontology annotation, biological process: regulation of immune system process; negative regulation of transcription by RNA polymerase II; regulation of cytokine production. Lineage: Eukaryota; Metazoa; Chordata; Mammalia; Chiroptera; Phyllostomidae.